AUGUUUCUGUGCAGCCGCUUGAUCUCAAAACAAUAUAUGAGCCGUGUUGCCCUGGAUUCAGUGUCAAAUCCAAGUAGCACCGCAGCCCGAAUCCUGGCGUAUAUGAAAGCCACAGAGCUCAGUGACGUUCUGGAGGCUUCAGAUGAUGCUUCUCGUGCUUCCAAGCCAAUUUCUACCGAUCAACCAGCUCCCAAAUUUGCAGCUGAACCCGUCCAGGCGUACCAAAACAAGCUUAAAUACGCCCGGAAUGCCGAUUUUCACCUCGAUAGCAAUAAUUCGUUCCCUAUGAGUGGUCCAAACUCAUUAAACUCCAAUAAUGCCAACUCGAUUCCCAAUACUUUCAAGUACAAAUCGCAUCCAAAUGCCAGAACCAAACAAACCUUGGGCAAAAUGAACGAGCAAUCUGACCAACGUCGAGAUUCUUUACAAAACUCCCAGAUCAGUGUGGAACUGGAUAACCAAAAGUCUCAUACCGCUGAAAAUGGCACUACAGAAUUACGUCAACCAGAUGAUGGUCCAGUUCGAACGUCUACUUUGAGUAAGAAAAAUACCUUGGAUUUCAAUAGCACACCAGAUUGGAUGCCACCGGAAUUGGGAGAAAAAUGGAACGAGGAGAAUUUCUCCUCAUCUGUUCGUAUCAAUAGGCAAUCUCCCAAUACCCAAGUUGACCUGGCUCCACUUUUCCUUCUGUCAACCAACACAAUGAUCCACAAUUCAAAGCAGGGCGAUACCCCAGCAUGGAAAAAGGCAUCCAAACAGUUCCAAGAAGUACGCAAAUCUCAACCUCAACUCCAAAACAUCUUUGCAUCCGAGCUGCUGAAAACAGAAACGAAAUCUGAUAACCGCUUUCAUGAUUCUAUAAGCAACUCUAUGACAUCCACCACUUCAAACUCCAUGGCUUCGGUUCCACUUCACUUGUCGAAAGACCAGCUUCAGCAUCUAGAACACCUUUUGGAACAGGAAGGUGUACCAGCUUAUGUUCCGAACCCUGAAUCCCCUCUAAAGUUAUUUGGAGAUAAGUAUAACACGUUUACGAAAGACAAGCUAGCAGAUGUGUUGCAGAAAAUGAAUAAGCCGCCCAAGUUUGAAAUUCCUGACACUCUGAACUAUACUCAACAUAAUUCAUCGGUCCAAGAAGAUAGCGAAGAAGUGAAAAUGCCGACCCAAAAGCAGGAACCCACGCACGAAGACAAGGCAUCUCAGCCCAAGUUUAUGAUCCGUGACUUUACGAAGUCAGGAAGCUACUCCGAGCAACAGUUCCUUCAAAAUGCCAAUAACAUAUUCAGCAAUAUCCAAAAAAGAGGAUUCAAAACUGCCAAUGAAAAAGACCAAAUGCAAACCACGGCAACUUCAACACCUAAAAAUGCCAAGGUGAUUGACGAUGACUAUUCCUCAUUCACCACAGGUUUUGAUGACGAAUCUUCGAGCAUUUCUGCUUCAAAAAGGGGCGAUGACGACUAUACGUCUGUCGGUAGCAGGGAGAGUCAUUCAUUUCACAACUCUACACAACCUGUAACAACAAAUAACGAUAGUCGACUUUCAGUAGAAAACCUUGAAAAACUUGAUUCGUUAUCUUUUGUCGAUACUGUCGAUGAGACAGGGGCUGCUUCGAAUUAUAUUGCUGAACUGCAUUCGCCUUCAAACGAUUACGAUUUCCAACACCUACGAAGUCGUCUUAAUGAGCUCGAGCACCUUGUUACCACUGAUCACCAUCAAGUCAUGGAGCAACUUAAGAACGAGAACAAGCAAUUACGAGAUAUCAUCAGAGAGCUUGGUCGCCAAGAAAGAACUUCUGUCUCUCGUCUGCUCAGGAACCAAACAAGUGGGUUAGCAGAUCACAGUUUCAACGAUGCUGAACAGCUUAUUAAGUGGAAACGGGCGUCACAAUUGGGUCUUCGUCAUAGAAAGCACCAAUCUAACGAAUUUCCUCGACCUACGACCGUGGAUCACAAUGAUGAAAACUCGCUCAAAGCGCAACAGUUUCGUCAUGACGUGGGAAAAAUUAAGCCAAAGUAA
Meyerozyma guilliermondii ATCC 6260 is the source of this 2016-nucleotide messenger RNA. RefSeq lists its product as uncharacterized. The transcript has a single exon. NCBI's taxonomy places the organism in Eukaryota, Fungi, Ascomycota, Pichiomycetes, Serinales, Debaryomycetaceae. The record is from RefSeq and is a predicted model, not a curated record. The coding region runs from base 1 to 2016 and encodes 671 amino acids.